Messenger RNA from Rotaria socialis, 1272 nucleotides. The record is from the annotation of a GenBank genome assembly. NCBI's taxonomy places the organism in Eukaryota, Metazoa, Rotifera, Eurotatoria, Philodinida, Philodinidae.
AUGUCAACUCAUGAAGGCGUCAGCUGUGAUGCUUGUGGUAAAAGCAACUUUCGUUGUAAGCGUUUCAAAUGUCUAAUUUGCUAUGAUUAUGACUUGUGCUCCACAUGUCGUGAACAAGAUGAAAUAUCCAGUAAUCACACAAAAGAACAUCCUAUGCAAUGUAUUUUAACGCGACCAGAUUUUGAUUUAUAUUAUUACGGCGAAAAAUGUACAUCUGAUCAACCUCAAUCGCUAACUUGCCCAUUGUGUGGCGAUAUGGGCUUAGGAGUUUCAUUUUUGAAUGAGGUUUUAUCACCGAAUAAUAAUUCAGAACAUACUGAUUUUUUUCAACAUCUUCAAAUAAAACACGGCAAUGAUCAACAAUUAUAUGAAGUUAUUUGUCCAAUAUGUGCUGCUAUGGCGAAUAGUGAAUCAAAUUUGGUAACUGCAGAUCUUAUUUCACAUGUGACUAAUGAUCAUCAAGAUUUACAAGUUAACACACCAUCCUCAACUGGUAGAGAAACAAAUACUUACUUAAGACAAUCAUUAUCAACUAGAGAUUAUGAUUUUGGCAUUGGUGCUGGGCUUCGUAGUGGAUUUCGACGUGGAUCACUAAGAACAACUAAUCGAAGAGAAACUCAAGCAAGAGGAAGUGGACCUGUAAGUCAACAUUUUGUAAUUGACACCUCAUCAGGAUUACCUACAGUUGUUAGUGGAAAUGACCCAAUCACUAAUUUACUGACACAAUUAUCAAAUAUACGACGAUUAGCAGCAGUGAAUAAUAAUAGCCCAUUGACACCGUCAUCAAAUACAAUUAAUCUUCAAACACUUACACGUCUACAAUAUGAACGUGAACGUCUUCGUGCAGUAGGGCGUUCUCAUCAUCAUGUUCUCCCUCCUCCUCCUCCCUCUUCACGUCAUUCUCAGCAAUCAUUAUCUACAUCUAAUAAUGCAUCAUCUAUGGAAAGUGAUAUUUUCGAUUCGCUUUUCUCUUCAUCUCUUUUUACUGAUCCAUCCAAUUCGACUACUAAUAGUCAUCACACUUGGACAAGUAUCCUUGCUCAACAGUCAUCCACACCUGAACAACAAUCUCAAACCUCAUCUAAAAUAAAGACGCCUAUAAAAAUAAGUACCGAAUCUGAUCCUUCAUUAUUACGACGAAUUUGUGAUGAAUCUAUAUGUUCCUCUUCUAUUCUACCAAGUUCAACAGUCAUACAUUCAUCAAAGCAAAAGAAUGAUUUCGUUCAGAGUGUACUUCUUUCUAGUUUUUCUUAUUCAAUUAAUGAUAAAUGA